This is a messenger RNA of Amoebophrya sp. A25, 355 nucleotides long. Lineage: Eukaryota; Dinophyceae; Syndiniales; Amoebophryaceae. The record is from the annotation of a GenBank genome assembly.
CUGCAAAUGGCGCUCAUCCUCUUCGAGACGCAUAAGGUUCUGACGUCGAGUGAAACUUCUCUGUUGCUUCAACUUCUCCCGGACCCCUUGCGAAACUGCGUGCUCGCGAACGGAGAUGAUGAAGAGAACCACAGUUUCAUUACGAAGACGCAUAGCAAUAAAUGAAGUAGUUCACGACCAUGAUAUUGAUAGUUGCGACGUAGGGUAUUUAUACAGUUCAAAUUUUUAACAAAACCAUUGCACUAGGGCAACGGACAGAAACUAAAAUCAAUCCGUUAAUAUCAAGAACGCAUAAAGCUUGGCAUUGUCGGAAUGAAUUUGUCAGGGCGCCCGCCCAACGUCGUGGGAUCCGGAG